GCUGCCGCCGGGCCCCGCGGCGCCGCUGUCCUGGUGCUGCUGCUGCUGGGGCGCCUCGCUCUCUGCCUCGCCGUGGAGGGAAAGAAAGUUUGUCAAGGGACAAACAACAAGCUGACCCAACUGGGACAUGUGGAAGACCAUUUCACCAGCCUGCAGAGGAUGUACAACAAUUGUGAGGUGGUACUCAGCAACCUGGAGAUUACAUAUGUGGAGCACAAUCGUGACCUCUCUUUCCUGAAGUCAAUACAGGAGGUUGCAGGCUACGUGCUUAUCGCCCUUAACAUGGUGGAUGUCAUUCCUCUGGAAAACCUCCAGAUCAUCCGAGGCAAUGUGCUGUAUGACAACUCUUAUGCCCUGGCUGUUUUAUCCAACUACCACAUGAAUAAAACCCAGGGACUCCGGCAGCUGCCAAUGAAGCGGCUUUCAGAAAUUCUCAAUGGAGGUGUUAAAAUCAGCAACAACCCCAAACUGUGCAACAUGGAUACUGUUCUUUGGAAUGACAUCAUUGACACAAGCAAGAAACCUCCCACGGUGCUUGAAUUUGCAAGCAACCUGUCUUCUUGUCCCAAAUGCCAUCAGAACUGCACAGAAGACCACUGUUGGGGCCCUGGUGAACAAAACUGCCAGACAUUAACAAAAGUCAUCUGUGCUCAGCAGUGCUCCGGUCGGUGCAGGGGGAAGGUGCCCAGCGACUGCUGCCACAACCAGUGCGCCGCGGGCUGCACCGGGCCUCGGGAGAGUGACUGCCUGGCGUGCCGCAAGUUUCGGGAUGAUGCUACGUGCAAGGACACGUGUCCCCCAUUGGUCCUGUAUAACCCCACCACUUACCAGAUGGAUGUGAACCCUGAAGGAAAAUACAGCUUCGGAGCCACUUGUGUCAAGGAAUGUCCACACAACUAUGUGGUGACAGACCACGGCUCCUGCGUUCGCUCCUGCAAUGCUGACACUUACGAAGUGGAAGAAAAUGGUGUUCGGAAGUGUAAAAAGUGUGAUGGGCUAUGCAGCAAAGUGUGCAAUGGUAUUGGAAUAGGUGAACUUAAAGGGAUCCUCUCCAUAAAUGCCACAAAUAUCGACUCCUUCAAAAACUGUACCAAGAUCAAUGGGGAUGUCAGCAUUCUCCCAGUUGCAUUUCUAGGUGAUGCCUUCACAAAGACCCUACCUUUGGAUCCCAAGAAAUUGGAUGUCUUCAAAACAGUCAAAGAAAUAUCAGGAUUUUUGUUGAUUCAAGCCUGGCCUGAGAAUGCUACUGAUCUCUACGCUUUCGAAAAUCUGGAGAUUAUACGAGGCAGAACAAAGCAGCAUGGCCAGUAUUCCCUUGCUGUUGUUAACUUGAAAAUACAGUCCCUAGGGCUGCGCUCCCUCAAGGAAAUAAGUGAUGGAGAUGUUGCCAUUAUGAGGAACAAGAACCUCUGCUAUGCUGACACUAUGGACUGGUACAGCCUGUUUGCAACUGAGAGCCAGAAAACGAAGAUUUUACAGAACAGGGAUAAAAAAGAGUGUGCUGCUGCCAAGCAUGUUUGUGACCCCCUGUGCUCAGAUGUAGGCUGCUGGGGCCCAGGGCCCUUCCACUGCUUCUCCUGCAGGUUUUUUGAUCGUCAGAAGGAAUGUGUGAAACAGUGCAACAUCCUGCAAGGGGAGCCAAGAGAGUUUGAAAAGGACUCCAAGUGCCUCCCCUGCCACCCUGAGUGCCUGGUGCAAAACUCCACCCUGUACAAUGCAACCUGCACUGGACCUGGCCCUGACAAUUGCAUGAAGUGUGCCCACUUUAUAGAUGGCCCCCACUGUGUGAAGUCCUGCCCAGCAGGGGUUCUGGGUGAGAAUGACACCCUGGUCUGGAAAUAUGCUGAUGCGAAUAAUGUUUGCCAGCUCUGCCAUCCAAACUGCACCCGGGGGUGCAAAGGGCCAGGUCUUGAAGGCUGUCCAAAUGGCUCCAAGAUCCCGUCCAUCGCAGCGGGUGUUGUGGGAGGGCUCCUGUGCCUGGUGGUGGUGGGCCUGGGCAUCGGCCUGUACCUGCGCAGACGCCACAUCGUCCGGAAGCGCACACUGCGCCGCCUGCUGCAGGAGAGGGAGCUUGUUGAACCAUUGACACCGAGUGGAGAGGCACCAAACCAGGCUCAUCUGAGAAUUCUAAAAGAAACAGAAUUUAAAAAGGUCAAAGUUUUAGGCUCUGGAGCUUUUGGCACUGUUUAUAAGGGACUUUGGAUCCCAGAAGGAGAGAAGGUUAAAAUUCCUGUUGCCAUUAAAGAGUUGAGAGAGGCUACAUCACCAAAAGCCAACAAGGAAAUACUUGAUGAAGCUUAUGUGAUGGCUAGUGUUGACAAUCCUCAUGUGUGUCGCUUGCUGGGAAUCUGCCUCACUUCAACCGUUCAGCUCAUCACCCAGCUGAUGCCCUACGGCUGCCUGCUGGAUUACAUCCGGGAGCACAAGGACAACAUCGGCUCUCAGUACCUCCUCAACUGGUGUGUGCAGAUUGCAAAGGGAAUGAACUACCUGGAGGAACGGCGCCUGGUGCACCGUGACCUUGCUGCCAGGAACGUCCUUGUCAAGACCCCUCAGCAUGUGAAAAUCACGGACUUCGGGCUGGCAAAGCUGCUCGGUGCAGACGAGAAGGAAUAUCAUGCUGAGGGAGGCAAGGUUCCUAUUAAAUGGAUGGCAUUGGAGUCAAUUUUACACCGGAUUUACACUCAUCAAAGUGAUGUCUGGAGUUAUGGUGUGACAGUUUGGGAGCUGAUGACAUUUGGCUCCAAGCCAUAUGAAGGGAUCCCUGCCAGUGAGAUCUCCUCCGUGCUGGAGAAGGGCGAGCGUUUGCCGCAGCCGCCCAUCUGCACCAUUGACGUGUACAUGAUCAUGGUCAAAUGCUGGAUGAUCGAUGCAGACAGCCGUCCCAAGUUCCGUGAGCUGAUAGCUGAAUUCUCAAAAAUGGCCCGUGACCCUCCACGCUAUCUUGUUAUACAGGGAGAUGACAGGAUGCACCUGCCCAGCCCUACGGACUCCAAGUUCUAUCGCACCCUGAUGGAGGAGGAGGACAUGGAGGACAUAGUGGAUGCAGACGAGUACCUCGUGCCACACCAGGGCUUUUUCAACAGCCCUUCAACGUCUCGCACACCUCUCUUGAGUUCAUUGAGUGCUACCAGCAACAACUCUGCUACAACCUGCAUUGACAGGAACGGGCAGGGGCACCCUGUGCGGGAAGACAGCUUUGUCCAGAGGUAUAGCUCAGACCCAACAGGAGCUUUCUUGGAGGACAGCUUAGAUGACAACUUCCUACCAGCCCCAGAGUAUGUAAACCAAUUGAUGCCCAAGAAAGCAUCUGCCUCAGCAAUCCAGAAUCCAAUCUACAACAACUUCUCUCUCACAGCAAACUCAAAGGUCCCCACAGACUCCAGCUACCAGAAUUCACACAGCACAGCUGUGGACAACCCUGAGUAUCUCAACACCAACCAGUCUCCCCUGACCAAGACAGUCUUUGAGAGCUCUCCCUACUGGAUCCAGGCAGGCAACCACCAAAUAAACCUGGACAAUCCUGACUACCAGCAGGACUUCUUACCGAAGGAAACCAAAUCUAAUGGUCUCUUGAAAGUUCCUGCAGCAGAAAACCCAGAGUACUUGAGGGUAGCAGCACCAAAAAGUGAAUACAUUGAAGCCUCAGCAUGACCAUAGAGAAUUUCUUCUUGCAGCAAGGCAAGCUGGAUAAGUGAACUGUUGACUGCUGCAAGAGUGGACUCUGGCUCAGAGCAAAUGGCAACCACAAUGCAUCAAAAAGCACCUCUGCUUUUCAGCAUGGGGCUUGGAAACUGCAAAGCCUGUCUGAUGGUAGUUUGGGUCUUUCCUUGCCCAUUUCCAUGUAAUAACAACUGAGGCCCAUAGCCUGCGCUCAGAUGCAUGUUGGGAUGGAGCAGGAUCUUCCUGGACUGAAGAAAUAUGGAUGCAUUCCUUUCAUUUUCAAAUGGUAGCAUGGUAAAAAGCCACUCUGGGAUGAACUCAAGAACUGUACACAUUGUACAGUCAAAUUCCUUUCUACAUUCUGUAUUUUUAUAAAUGUUUCUAACAGAAGUUUUGGAUCUUUUACAAGAUCAGAUGCUUGUACUGCUCGUCUGCUAAGUGUUGCUCAGAUCACCAGCAGGGAAAAGAAUUAUGUUCCAAAUCUCCUGGAACUGAAACUGUUAUUCAAACCACCAGAUUUUUACAAGUUGGCUCCAUAUACUGCCUUUUGGCCCAAAGGUGAGAAGUGCAUCUGAGGGACGUAUGGGUGAUUGUGCCCAGGGCAGUAUGGAGUGGAUUGAUCUGGGGAAAACUAGCACAAGGAGCAAAAUGGCACAAUGCAUCACCUGCUGACCACUACUGCCACAAACUGACAAGAGGAACACGCCUCCAAGUCACCUAUACAUGAUUAUAAAGUGCUCACUAGUCUGUUUUCUGAUGGUCAAACACAAGACUUUUUUUUGUUCUGAUCCCUUAUGCAGCUGUCAAGUUGUCAAAAUGCCUUUCUUCUUCCACAAAACUGUUAAAGGUGUUGCCGUAACUGAAAAAUGAAGUGUCAGAUAAUGUUUAACAGACUUCAAUUAAAUGUCAGGGAAAUGCAAAUAGUGGCAAAUUGGAGCACUCACGAGACAGACUGGAAGAACUAUACUAAAUUAAACUUGACUAAGGCAAGAAAUACAGGUAGUUCUGGCCAAACAGCUUUAUUUCCCAUUUUAAAGCGACUCAAAGCAGAAAUAAUUUUCCCUUAUACAUUUGGCAAAGAAAAGGGGUACUAUCUAAGUAGUACAUUUCACUCACUUCAAGGCAAAAUACUACCAAUUGUUGGUAGUAGGCUGGGGCUAGUUAAAUGUCCCUUUGGGGUUACUAUUCUGGCGAUGCAGGAGGAACAGUGAGAAUGAAUUAAGGAAAGAAAGAAUAAUCUAGAGUGAUGGAAAAUAUUAUCUUCCUCUUCUGAAGCACAGAGUUACCUACUUCUUCUUUGAAAUAUGCAGCAACAUCAUCUGGUUAUUAGUGUGGUACAGGCAGGCAAGGCAAGGCAAGAUCUAGGCUUGACAGUAUAAAUCAGUCACAGCAGCAAAAGCAGCUACACUUUCCAGUGACCCAUAAAAUUAUUCCAUCACUAACAUUUCUUAUGAAUGUAGGAGGAAUAAAGUGCCUAAAGUGUGAAUUUAGUCAGUCCUUUAGAUGCAUCCCACCAGCAGCUUGGCAGUGCUAUUUUAAUCAAAUCACUAGAUCUGAAAGCAAAUUCUCAUUUGGGGACAAAAGCUCUUAACUAGUUGAAUGUUGGCAACUUGCUUGAGGGUAGCAUAAGCAGCUGACUUGGAGAGGAUCUGUAGUCUAUAUUAAGUAGCAAAAAAUACUCAUAUUUAUGCUGCUGCUGUGUUUAGAAUUCAUCAUAAUGUGUUUCAGUUUAGGUAUUCCAUCUGAAGUCCAGGAUCAAGCAGCAAAUGCUUAGAGCACUGUUUUUACAGAAUUACAGAGGAAAGGAGACCUUCAGUCAUGUGAAAUGAGCCCUUUUUUAAGUAACAUGCAUUAGCAGUUUGUAUGUGUACAGCUCAUGGGUCCCACUACAGUACAGGGUGAAGUGGCAUGUUGGGUCAGAAUCCAGAGAUUGUUCCAUUUGGUAGAUGUGUCUCACCAUGACCAAGUCCCAGACACAGCAGUGUGGAAGAUGCAAUGUUUGACUUGGAUUAUCAGUGGCUUUUAUUUAAAACAGCAACCAAAAUUCAGUUCCCACGUCCAAUUAACAGCAGAUUUCUCCUUGCAUUCCUGGGAGCAGAUUUGUUGUGCUGCUCUCACAAGUGUGUAACAUGUGCACACAGGCAGUGAUGCUUUCCCCCACCCACUGCUCUGGCAGAAAUGUACAUAAAACUAAAAAAAGUUCUUAACAGAAUUCACAGAUAAUUUUUCAAUUUGCUGAAGAUGUUAUGUCUCCAAGCAGAACACUAGAAAAUCACAUAGUGCAUAUUCUCCCACAGAAUCUUUCAAACGCUACUGCACAAAGGAAUUUACUGAUUUUAAUCUGUUUAAUCUGUUAGCUAAAACAAGAAAACCACUGAGAAAUAGCAUUAUGUAUCACCAGCAUUAUGUAGCAUGAAUAGAGAUUAAUGCCUGCCCUUUUAAAACAAUUCAGGAGGGAUUCAGUAGCAGCUCAUUGCUAGAAACAAGGAGAUUCAUCUAAAAAUUAAGCAAUUUAAGUUUGAAAGAAUCUCUCUUUGAUGUUUUUGAUGAAAAAAGUAGGAAAGAGGAUGUAGGACCACAAACUCUUGAUACAAAUGUAGAUUCCAGACUGGCGGGAUCAACUCUAUUGUGAAGUAUUUCUGGUAAAUGGCAUCUUGUAAGCCAUGAUUUGUAAGUUGGCAGCUCAGUAAUGAUUCAAAAGCCAGCAAAACAUAAAAGCUAGGUAGUGCCUGCAGGGGCAGAUACAGUGGCAGUGGGAGCAAAUGGGACUGUGCAGCAAUGGCUGUGGCUGGAAGCACAGGUGCUGUGCAGGCUGAUGCUCACAGGUAACAGAUAAUAGCAAUAUAGCAAAUAAUUUCCACCAGGAUUAGAAAAAAAAACACAACAACAACAAAACACAAGUAAGCAGCAGAAGUGCCCUGGUUUAUCCAUUGCUGCUCACUGAACAUCAAACAGCAAGGAGACCCCAGCAGAUUGUGUGUGCUCAUACAGGAGACCAUGGUUAAGCAGCAUAAAUCAACAUCCAGAAAUAACUUGAAAGGUCAGCUGGAGGUGUGGGUAGAAAAGGCUGAUUUUAAAGACACAGCUAAACAGGAAAAUGUAGCAUAACAAAGCCUCUUCUGAAAGCUGACAGUCUUGCCACUAGAGAAAGAUAAAAUUUCCCUUUUACUGUAUUUGUCAUGGAAGACCAAAUAAAACACUCACAAAUUAUUCCUUAGCAUCUAUCAUAAAGCUGUAGUUAUUACAGAACUCCUUUUGCAGUAAUAAUUUAGGACUUUUACUAACUUCUAAGUGUAUGAAAAUGUAAGUUAAGAGUCUUCAUCUUACUUUGAUGUUUUCCAGUGACUGUGUGCAGUGUCAGCGCAGUUGAUUUCAUUGUGGGCCUUGGGUUGUUUUCUUCUGCUGCAAAGGGAAUUGAUCUGGGAAAUUUUCUUCAUGUUGCAAUAGAUUUUGUCAAGUAAAUUCAUCCAGAGACCAGGGGCUUGCUACUGUUCCCAGAUGACAGUCAACACUGGAGUAAGCUUUUUUAGAGAGAGCAG
Messenger RNA from Melozone crissalis (California towhee), 7202 nucleotides. RefSeq names its product epidermal growth factor receptor (gene EGFR). The transcript is spliced from 28 exons. Gene Ontology annotation, cellular component: basal plasma membrane; signaling receptor complex. The record is from RefSeq and is a predicted model, not a curated record. Lineage: Eukaryota; Metazoa; Chordata; Aves; Passeriformes; Passerellidae. The coding region runs from base 160 to 3654 and encodes 1164 amino acids. Gene Ontology annotation, molecular function: epidermal growth factor binding; epidermal growth factor receptor activity; ATP binding. Gene Ontology annotation, biological process: cell surface receptor protein tyrosine kinase signaling pathway; positive regulation of kinase activity; multicellular organism development.